Molecule: messenger RNA, 3409 nt
Organism: Panicum virgatum (switchgrass)
Lineage: Eukaryota; Viridiplantae; Streptophyta; Magnoliopsida; Poales; Poaceae
Product: receptor-like serine/threonine-protein kinase NCRK
Exons: 9
Coding region: 930-2846 (638 amino acids)
Biological process (GO): protein phosphorylation
Molecular function (GO): protein kinase activity; ATP binding
Source: RefSeq, a predicted model, not a curated record
ACCAGUAGGUUACUAGCAGCCUAUCAGGUUCCCGAAAUCUGCCCUGUUUUGAUUGAUUCUUUUUUUUUCGGAAAUUUGAUAACCCUGUCUUUUGGGUUUAUCUCUAGCCUACCCCAACUCGUUUGGGACAAAGGGCUAUGUUGUUGUUGUUGUUGUAGCAUGUUGCUGUGAACAAGUUGAACCUUGGGAAUAAUCUGUGCCCAUCAUUCAAAACUUCUUGUGAACAUUCUUCUGCCAUUUUCUUGCACAGGCUGGCUUUCAGAAGUCUGUUCCAGCCUGAGAUCUCUGAUCACCUCCAGACUUGGCAACUGUCGCACCCAACAUUAUGGGCCAGAUGUCCUUUUAAGUAUAAUCCAGUGUUGAAUGCCCCUAUUAGAACAUUGCACCUGCACCUAAGUACAGGCAUUCUCGUUUUAGCCUUUUAGGCCUACUACUACCUCCUACUGUAUAUAUAGUGCCGUAGGUUGAGAUGUCUCCUAUCUUGCAAGCUGCUGCACUGAGUGUGCUAAUAUUCUUUUGGAAGCAAACGUAUAUUUGUCAAACUAGUGUUUGACAGCUUCUGCCACUUUAUUGGAAUUUCCUGUAUUGCAUACAAGCUGCCCCUCUUUGUCUAUCUGUUCUUAAGCCUUCAUCUCUCCUCCACCUUUCAUCUUUCCUGCCUCUUUUGUUUUUUGUUUUACCUAUUCUCCUAGGCAUGCUGUGGUAUAUUAUGAUACAGCCAGUCAACCAUGUACUUGCUUAAUUUCAAAACGUGAUGAGACUUGUUCAUUGUGCUCUGCAUGUAUUUGGGUGAUGUUUUCCAUUCCUUUUUGGUCAACAAGCUAUGGUUUCAAACUCGCCAAUACUUAUUUUCCAUCAUUAUUUUUCAGAGAUUGCACUGAAUGGGACCUAUUUGAUGUUUUCCCCAUUCUCUAUUUGGGCGCUAGCUGAUGGAUCUCCACAUGAAACUUCUCCUUGUCUCCCUCAGCUGUGUUCUUCUGAUGCAGGCAGCAUCAUGUGAUGGAACCACGGGGGAAACUGAAAUGACAAAUUGGACAUGUGUAUGCGCAGCUCAUCCGCUAGGUGAAUCUAACUCUAACAGCAGCUUGUUGUCCAAUUGCUCUUCGUCCUGUCGUUGCCAGCAAGAUGAGAAUGGUGGCACGGGGUCAUGGAACUGCACAUGUGCCUCUGACAAGACCCGUCAGAAAGAAGAACAUGCUAUGCUACACGAUAGGAGUUGCUUCACUUCCUGUAACUGUACAUCCGGAAGUUCAGAGGAAGGGAAAAGACAUGUCUCCAGUAAAACAGUCAUAAUUACGCUCCUAGUGUGCGUGGUUCUCACCACUACUGCUUUUCUUGUCACCACUGUAUACUACAUUCGCCGCAAGGAUGCGCUCUCUCCUCGUUCUCAGAUAUACUCCUUUGAUAAAUACACUAGCUGGAGCAGCAGAUCAAACCUUGUCAGCCAUCGAUCAUCUCCUCUCCCCCAACUGAAACCGAAACCAAGGCUCAGAGUUCUCAAAGAGUUUCUAUGUAGCUGCCCUAUCAUUUGUGGGAGUGAAAGUGGCACAUUCCCAGGUGUUGUCAUCAGGUUUUCGUACUCAGAGUUGGAUGAAGCAACUGGGAAAUUCUCAGAUGAGCAUCUUAUUGGAGUUGGUGGAUCAAGCAAGGUAUACCGAGGCCAGCUUAGCGAUGGCAAAGUUGUUGCCGUGAAAAAGCUUAGGCCCCUGGGAGGUGCCGACGAAGACUUCGAGUUCCUGUCUGAGAUCGAGCUGCUGUCGAGGCUGAACCACUGCCACGUGGUGCCACUGCUGGGGUACUGUUCGGAGAUCCAGAGCCGGCAGCUGGAGAGACUGCUGGUGUUUGAGUGCAUGUCCAACGGCAACCUCAGGGACUGUCUGGACCUGAAACAAGGUAGGAAGCCCAUGGACUGGCAGACCCGGGUGAGCAUCGUGCUUGGCGCCGCCAGGGGGGUGGAGUACCUGCACGAGGCGGCAGCGCCACGGAUCCUCCACCGCGAUAUCAAGUCCACCAACAUCCUCCUGGAUGACAAGUUCAGAGCCAAGAUCACUGACCUUGGCAUGGCCAAGUGCUUGAUGAACGACGGCGUGACGAGCUGCUCGAGCUCCCCGGCGCGGAUGUUGGGCACGUUCGGGUACUUCGCGCCGGAGUACGCCAUCGUGGGCAAGGCGUCACUCAAGUCGGACGUGUUCAGCUUCGGCGUCGUGAUCCUGGAGCUCAUCACCGGCCGGCCGCCCAUCCUCAAGUCGUCGUCCACCAGGACUGACGAGAGCCUCGUCAUCUGGGCAACGUCGCGGCUGCGAGACAGCAGGCUGGUGGUGACGGAGCUGCCGGACCCGACGCUGCAGGGCAAGUUCCCGGCGGAGGAGAUGCAGAUCAUGGCGCACCUGGCGCGGGAGUGCCUGCAGUGGGACCCGGAGGCCAGGCCCACCAUGACCGAGGUCGUCCAAAUCCUCUCCACCAUCGCCCCGACACUCCAUGGAACAAAGCGCCGGAACCUCCCCAUCGCCGCCGCCUUCAACCUCACGCCGUCGCCGCAUGUCGGAAGAUACGAUCCAGAGCCCGCCGACAUCGAGAGGCAGCAGGAGUGCUCGACGACGUCCGCGCAGUGGCAGCAAGGGCGGUGCGCGCCGCCGCCGGGCCGCGCGUCCUGGCCCGGCGACAGGAACAAGGGCGCGGCGGGCGGCGGUGCGGUGGUGUCGGGCGAGCUAGUGAAUGGGAUGCUACUGAUGAUGAGCCCCCAUGGGCGGAGCAGCUGGCGGCCGCCGCCGGGCGACGACGACGAGGAGGUGGUGGACCUGACGGAGCCCCGACUGGAGACGUUCACGCCGGCAUUGUUCAGAUGAUUCAUUACUUCGUUUGCCGUCGUCGCCGCCGUGGCUCAUCCAGCUGGCUGCAGCGCGCCCAUGCUCGGCUCCCGUUCGCAUCCUCCGCUCCGCCUCCACGCGCGCUUUGCGGUCGCGGCCUUGUCGGCCAUCACCGGCGGCACCGGCGUCGGUCACCAUUCUCCAACAUACCUGACGUGGGCGGCACCCGAUGAAUAUUCCAGCCGUACCGACAAAUCCUAAUAGCAAAACAGCUCAAACAGUUGAUAAUCUCUACAGAGUAAUCAAAUUCUUUUGAUUGCAUUUCAACAUGCAACUGAUAGUUUCAAAAUCAAGUAUUCCCUGAAAGUUCCGAUCCCGACGGAGGAGGUGUGCAGAUCAUGGCGCACCUGGCUUGGGAGUGCAUGCAGCGGGAGGCUAGGCCCUCCAAAUCCUCUCCAACAUCGCUAGCAACGGCUCAUUUAGUACUAGAUGUUGAGCUUUUUGCAACUAGCAAUAGUGUCAACUGAAUCGGAAACUAGCUUACCAUCUGUAUAGACUGAAUGUUCAAGUGAAAUUCGGGUUACUGAAUGUUGUUUGCUUAA